Aedes albopictus (Asian tiger mosquito) is the source of this 2381-nucleotide messenger RNA. RefSeq lists its product as uncharacterized. The coding region runs from base 1617 to 2381 and encodes 254 amino acids. The record is from RefSeq and is a predicted model, not a curated record. The transcript is spliced from 2 exons. NCBI's taxonomy places the organism in Eukaryota, Metazoa, Arthropoda, Insecta, Diptera, Culicidae.
UGUUGUCCUGAUGCAAUGUCUCCGCGCGUUCCACCACGAGGUCGACCGUUGUGCGGGUGUUUGUGUGUUUGUGUGCUUCUAUGUGUUGUCCCCUAAGGGGGUAAGGUGAGGUGGUGAAUCAGCAGCAACAGCAACAGCAGUUCCAGCUUACCCACAUUUUGGUUAGUGAGCACGAGUGCUCUGUACAUAGUGAGAGUGAGUACACAUAGGUGAGACAGCAGCAAUAAGGCAUUAGUAGUAGCAUCAUCAUCAACAAUAGUAUCCCGACAGACCGCGGUGGCGGUGGUGAAAAACGGCGAAAGGAAAUCCGCGGUUCUAAAUAGCGUAGUUUGUGCUGGAUAGUUGAGAAGAAGGGUGCACGCCAAGGAGCUGCAAGAUCGUGCUUUCGUCCUUGCUCUCAAACGUCGUGAUGGAUUGUUGUGUUUCGGUGUUUUUUGGUGGAUUUAAGAUUUAGCUGUUGAAGAGGAGGCAGUCGAAGAACGACUAGACCGACGACCAGAGGGAGCGGAAAGGAGAUGGAAGAGAAAAUUGUUUCAUAAUCGGCUGCUAUUCCGACGACGUUGGAGAAUGGGAACCAAUUUGUGGCAUAAGCCAUUUUCCAGUGAAUUAGAGCGAGCCGUGUGGGAGUGCAUCCGGUGGCCAGUAAUGGUGGCGGCGGAUCGACGAGAGUAUAAUGAGUUGUAAAUACAGUAAUAGUCUUCACGUUUUUCCUCGGAAAUCGAUUAUCGUGGCUGAAGUUGGAGGAUUCGCCGUCCGGAGCCCAGCAGAUAUCUGAUGACCUCUUCUGGGGGACAGUUUUGUGUGACAACCCGCGUUCUGUGUCGAUGCUUGUUGUAUGAAAACUAGCGUCCAAGGCGCAAUUUGUAUCUCAUAACCAACCAGUAGCAAUAUAGUGCUUAACAGUGUGCUUAUUCUGAUUGCGUUUUCAAAUAGUGUACAAUACGUCGUUCUAAGUGUGAAAUGCUUAUCCACGCAUCGCUUGUUCCAGUAAUUAGAUCAAUAGUACAUACUCUCACUAACAUAGCGAUAUUGCCGAGUCUUACGUAAAGGUCACCACAUUAGAUAAAGAGUGUUAUGAAAUAAAUGGUUCAUUCAAGAGCAGAAUAUUACCCUAUAUAGUUGAAAGCACCUAGUGAAUACAACAUAGUAUAGAUGUGUCUACAGUGAAAUUAGAUGUUUUAGAAAACGUGUGACACAUUCGUUUGGGCUUUCCUUCUUCGUAAGCAAUCGAUUUUGGAUUAUGGAAUACAGCUCAUAGUGGGGGACAAUCAUCGGGAAGUGUUUGAAGUGAUCGCUGGCGCUAAUAUAUGGAUACAAAGUAAGCAGUUGAAUCAUCGAAAGUGCAAGAGCAUGAGCAGUGUUAUUGGGAGAAAUAAACUCGUCGCGGCUGUAACGGCAGAACCCAGAAGAAAUGUGACAAGAAACCGAUUCUAAUCCAAUUUGUUCACCGUGCACCGAGUGAGAAACAUCCAACCAAGCGCACGGGGAAAAGUGCGCGCGUGUGAGUGCACCGUGUGUAAUAAAAAAAAAAAAGAAAUAACGGAAAGUAAUCCCAUCCAAGCGGCAUUACUGCCGUCCGGGUGACAGUGAGUGCCCUGCCAGCAGCCAUCAUAAAAAUGAAGCAAACGGUGAUUCUAUUCAUAAUCGGCUGCACCGUGCUGGGCGCUGCCUUCGCCGGUGGCAGCCAGAAUGCGGCCAACGGUGGUGGUGACCCUGCCCCGGGUCGAUCCCCCGGGCCGCCCGGUGUUAUGCAGCUGUCGAACGCCGACCACGGUGAGCCCCUGCCGGGCGAAACGCCGACCUACAUCGUAACCAAAGAUGACAGCGGCGGCGGCGACGGCGGCGAGAAUCGUUCACCGUUGACGUCGAACGACGUUCUGGAUUCACCGCCCGACGAAGAGGAGGAGCAGGUGGACAAAGUCCGCGGUGGAGGUGAUGAUUUGGAACCGUUCGUAGGUGACGUCAGCAGUGAAUCGUCCAGUAGCAGCGUUCUGCUGGCUGCUUCCCGGGAGGAAAGUGAUGUAGUGGUGGGAGCUGGGGAAGGGGAACAACUCCAAAGCGAGAACCAAUUGGGUGGACCCGACGAGGAAGGUGAAGAAGGUGAGGGUGGUGGUGAAAAGGAGGAAGAGGGGCAACCAGCAACGCCAGGGAUUGGACCUUGCUCGAGGAGUAUCGAGGAUUAUCUGAAGCCAGACGAUAAGAUUGUACGGGUUGACAAGGACAAGGCUGUCGACGGCGAGACGCACCUGCAGGUUCACGUUGUCCAUGACGUGUUUGACACCGCUAAUGGAAUUGUUCCGGGCAUUGUGUAUCGAGGUAAGUGGAACAUAGUUUUAUCUCUAAGGGGUGGGAAGGAUAAGAAGCGCUUUAUGAAGCCUUGA